This is a messenger RNA of Moneuplotes crassus, 1353 nucleotides long. NCBI's taxonomy places the organism in Eukaryota, Ciliophora, Spirotrichea, Euplotida, Euplotidae. The record is from the annotation of a GenBank genome assembly.
UUUAUAUAAUUAGAAGUUUCACUACCCAGGUAAAGAUGAAAAAGCACACUAAGGUUUACUUCGACAUUAACAUUGGAAGCAAGUCUAUGGGAAGAGUCGUUAUACAGCUGUAUAAAGACACUCCCCUCACUUCAGAGAACUUCAGAGUUCUCUGCACUGGAGAAAAUGGUAUUGGCAAGGAAACUAAAAGCAAACUCCAUUAUAAAGGAAGCAGGUUUCAUAGGAUCAUCGAUGGAUUCGUCAUUCAAGGAGGUGAUAUCGAGAAUGGUGACGGCUCUGGAGGAGAAUCUAUCUACGGUAAGAACUUUGAUGACGAGAGUUUUGAAAGAAGGCAUUCUCAUGCAGGAUUACUAAGUAUGGCCAACUGCGGACCUGAUACUAAUGCAUCUCAGUUCUUUAUCACCUUAAAACCUUGCCCACAUCUUGAUGGUAAGCACGUAGUGUUUGGACAAGUGAUUGAAGGGAUGGAGGCUAUUUUUGAAUGUGCUAAAGUACCCACUGAUAUUAACGACAAGCCUCGUAUUCCAGUCUACAUCUUCGAUUGCGGAGAGGUCAACAAUAAGAACAAGAAUAUUGGGAAAAAUGAUAUUCUCGAGUCCUUGGUCAGCAAAAAGGAGAGAAAACGACUUCAAAAGAUGAAGGAGAUAGAAGCCGAAGAGCUUAAGAAAGUCCAGGAAGAAAGCCAGACUCUCAAAGGUGUUGUUGAAGUCGAUGAGGCUCUUGAAGGCCAAGAUCACCCAGAAUUUAAAACAGAGAAAGAGAAGAAACUCUAUGAGUUAAAGCUCAAAAUGAACCAGGCUAGGAAACUUAACAACCAAGCUGUCAUUGAGGAGAAUGACCGUGAGAGUAACCCCCAGUUUGACAGAAUCAGGAAGAAGAAAGAAUGGAGGGAACAAGAAGAAGAUUAUAUGAACGAAAUUGACAAGAAGGGACUCAGCAAGGACAAAAGGUACCUGACAGACACUGUUGUCAAGACUGAGAAACAGAAGAGAAGAAAGCGUAAGAAGAUCACAUUCGGAUGGGACGCCUUCAAUGAUGAAGCAAUCUACAGAGCUUAUGAAAAAAGAGUGGAUAAGUUACAAGCAGAUGAAAUUGAUGAUGAAAAGCUUACUGAAGAAGAUAAGAAGAAGCUAGAGAAGCAAAGACUUGAUAAGUUAGUUGAUGACAUCGAAGCUCAGCAAGAGAAAAGAUCCCAGUUCAAGAGACCCAGACUCAAUGUUGAAGAGAAGGAUGUUGACUACAUUAAUGAGAGGAAUAAGAAAUUCAACAAGAAGCUUGAAAGAAAUUUCAGCAAAUAUGCAUCUGAAAUCAAAGCCAAUCUUGAAAGAGGUUCUGCUGUUUAAUUGAUUUUUG